This is a messenger RNA of Colossoma macropomum (tambaqui), 1971 nucleotides long. RefSeq names its product retinol dehydrogenase 10b (gene rdh10b). The record is from RefSeq and is a predicted model, not a curated record. The coding region runs from base 261 to 1271 and encodes 336 amino acids. NCBI's taxonomy places the organism in Eukaryota, Metazoa, Chordata, Actinopteri, Characiformes, Serrasalmidae. Gene Ontology annotation, molecular function: oxidoreductase activity, acting on the CH-OH group of donors, NAD or NADP as acceptor. Gene Ontology annotation, cellular component: lipid droplet. The transcript is spliced from 6 exons.
UUUAUGGUUACGCAAAACAGGCAUGUGUUAUAAGCUGGACGUCGCUGCUUUUCUGGAGCAGAAGACGCGCUGAACUGUGUUGGUGCUGAGCUUAGUCGUCUUCCUCGGCUCUCUUUAGAAAUAUUUGAGCUCAGCUUUGACUUUAGUGCACUUUUGCAGCGCAGACUGUGGGGUUUGAGUCAGUGAGCUCGCUCGUACCGGACCUAGCUUACCUGUGGUGCCUUUGCUGGCGUUUAAAGGGUUUGUUUAUAGUCUUCGAGAUGUACAUCGUCGCCGAGCUGCUCGUGGUGUCCUUUAAAGUCAUUUGGUCGUUCGUGUUGGCCGGGGCCAAGUGGCUCGUAAAGCCCCGGGAAAAGAGUGUGGAGGGGCAGGUCUGUGUCAUCACCGGGGCUGGAAGCGGACUUGGACGGCUCUUCGCGACCGAGUUCGCCCGGAGAAGAGCCACCCUGGUGCUGUGGGACAUCAACAGAGAGGCCAACGAGGAGACGGCGGAGAUGGUGCGGGACAUCUAUCGCGGAAUGGCUCCGUCCAAAGGGUCUGGAGAUGGAGUUCAAGACUUGCCAUUGUUCCAGCCCCAGGUUUACACCUAUGUGUGUGAUGUGAGCAAGCGUGAGAGUGUGUAUUCAACGGCAGAAAAGGUGCGAAGAGAAGUGGGCAACGUCGCCCUCCUCAUCAAUAACGCCGGAGUGGUCUCCGGACACCAUCUCCUCGAAUGUCCUGAUGAACUGAUUGAAAGGACUAUGAUGGUCAACUGCCAUGCCCAUUUCUGGACCACCAAGGCGUUUCUUCCCAAGAUGCUGGAGUUAAAUGAAGGGCAUAUUGUAACUGUAGCCAGCUCCUUGGGUCUGUUCACCACGGCUGGCGUGGAGGAUUAUUGUGCAAGCAAGUUUGGUGCUAUAGGCUUCCACGAGUCCUUGAGCCAUGAGUUAAAGGCGGCCAAUAAAGACGGGAUUAAAAUGACCCUGGUCUGUCCAUUCCUGGUGGACACAGGCAUGUUCAAAGGCUGCAGAAUCAGGAAAGAAAUUGCACCUUUCUUCCCCCCACUGAAGCCCGAGUAUUGCGUGGAACAGGCUAUGAGAGCCAUUCUCACUGACCAGCCAAUGGUCUGCACACCACGUGCUAUGUACGUGGUCAGCUUCAUGAAAACGGUUUUGCCAUUUGAUGCUAUCGUGUGCAUGUACCGCUUCAUUGGUGCAGAUAAAUGCAUGUAUCCCUUCCUGGCUCAUCGGAAAGAAUCCACAAACAACAACGAGUCAAAAACUGGAAUAUAAUCGACUGGAUUUCUAAAAUGAUGGCUGCUAAUCACCCAAGACAAGCUUGGCAUUGGAGACUUCCUUAAUUUUGCAUUGGAGCUAUAAAGGCUAAUGUAGCUAACAAGCAGUGGAUGCUUAUAGCCACCAGUUAGCAUUGUGCUAACCUCAGUGUUAAGCUGUUAAGUGAUCUCAGAUCGACUUGUUAACUACAUAAGCCUUGUAGCUCCAAAACUAAAGAAGCAACAUCGGACACCACAUUUUGCCGAUUCAUCUGAAUCACUGCUUUAAGCACAGCAUGAAUGAACACUAACACUGGUUCUCUGAUGAAGAGUUGGUGCUCAGUAACAUGCUGGAACAAAUACAGACUGUAAACCACUACACGGAAAUGUUUGUACACAUGUUAAGCUGUCUAUUUCGCUGCUUUUAAGCCAGCUAAUGUCAUACUCUGAUCUCAAAUGCACAGAUCAGCUCUGAUGAUGCAAUAUGCAGUAUGUUACUGUAAGGAUGUACAGUAGGGCCUAUCUUAUUUAUAGAUAAUCAUGUAUAAUUUGUACUUUUGCGUCCACCUCAACAUGUUUACGGGCCUUCUAGCUGAGGCCUUGUGGCUUUAGUCAUUGUAUUUUUUUGAAAACACGACAAAUGUGUGGUGCAUUAAGAGACGCAUCGCACAGGAUUUGUUACAAUUAAAAUUUGACGCAAUAAAAAAGUCUUUAACUUA